This is a messenger RNA of Cuscuta europaea, 322 nucleotides long. NCBI's taxonomy places the organism in Eukaryota, Viridiplantae, Streptophyta, Magnoliopsida, Solanales, Convolvulaceae. The record is from the annotation of a GenBank genome assembly.
CAAAAGAUCAGUGCCUGCCAACAAACAAACUCCGGUUCUUACUGCCACACCGAUCGAUGAUCGGAUGUUUGUUGAGUUCUCAAAUAUGGGGCCCAGAUCGGAAGGGAGGUAUCUGUUCGGGUUGAUGCCAUCUUCUAUGUGGUGUCAUACUGCGAUCAAAGUUCCCCCGAGCUUCACUAACUUGACUCACUGGUCGGACCUUUUCGAAGCAGGUCACCAGGAAGCACUCAAGGCUGGCGUGUACUAUCACAAAGCCUUUCUUGCUGCUGAGAAGGAGAUGAAAGCCCUGGCCAGUGAUCGGGAUGACGGCCAGGUCCUUCUU